Molecule: messenger RNA, 3684 nt
Organism: Hyaloscypha bicolor E
Lineage: Eukaryota; Fungi; Ascomycota; Leotiomycetes; Helotiales; Hyaloscyphaceae
Exons: 3
Coding region: 1-3684 (1227 amino acids)
Biological process (GO): microtubule cytoskeleton organization; intracellular signal transduction; protein phosphorylation
Cellular component (GO): cytoplasm
Molecular function (GO): ATP binding; protein serine/threonine kinase activity; tau-protein kinase activity
Source: RefSeq, a predicted model, not a curated record
AUGUCUUCGGCUGCACUGCAAACAGCGCUGCAUCAGUCAACCUCGGUGGGAUCGCAUUCUCCUGUCGCGGCAACGUCCUCAUCCAGACCCUACACCGGCAGCUCUUCACAAUCGCGAGCCGACGCCUACUACAAUCAAGCUCCGACAAACGCGUCGCCUCCAUCAACACGUCGGCCAUCCAGGAGACCCAGCGGCAAUGGCGCAACCCCGAGUAAUAAUCCCCAACAACCACAGUAUUAUUCACCGUCUGGCAGCACCUCGUCCCCGACGCCGAUGAAUGCCCGCAGCACCAACUCUCCCGCUGUUACGACCGCCGCGCCCUCCGGGUACCCAGUCAUGGCUCCAGGUGAUCACCAGCGUGGUGUCCCGCCUGUUGUCUCACCCCGAACGUCCUCGAACCGAAAUGCCUCCCACGCGGCAGCAUCUGCAGCUGAUCGAUCCUCGAGGAGAAGUGCAUACACUGCUGAACAAUCGAGUUCUCCACGGCUAGCGAACACGGGCGAUGGGCAGCAGGAUAGGGCGGAGAGACAGCGCAGCAAUGGUAACACACAAACAAACGGGGCUGAUAGAGAUAGAGAAGACCCAGCAGCAACGGCUGCACGAGCCAGACGGAGAGCUCAACAACAACAACAACAACAGCCUGAAACUCUACCACACAGACCGAGCGGUAGCAGAGAGCCCAGAGAGUCGAGAGCAACGGCAUCAGCUUCUGCGGUUCAGAGACAGGCGAUGGCUGCUGCGGCAGGUGCACAAUCUCCAGCGGAAUUAUCACGAGAAGCCAGCGAGGUUUUAAAUAGGGUGAUUAUCAGCAAGCCGGAAGUCGAUAUAGAGAGGGAGCAAGAGAGAAUGAGGGAGGCGAUUCCUUCAUCGCCGAAUGCACAAUCCACGCCUGGGGGGUUGAGUGUUGCCGGCAGUGAAGGUGUUGAAGAUGGUGGACGAGGCGGCCGAAGUCGACAGGAUCAUACUAGCUCGAAGGCCUCAAAAAACCUCAAGUUCGGUGACUAUUAUCUGGGCAACACGCUGGGAGAGGGUGAGUUUGGCAAAGUUAAGAUGGGAUGGAAGCAAGAAGGUGGUGUACAGGUUGCUAUCAAGCUCAUCCGCCGCGACAGCGUUGGCACGAACCCCACCAGACUGGCAAAGAUCUACCGCGAGAUUGCCAUCCUCCGAGAGAUUUCUCAUCCGAAUAUUGUUCGUUUGCACGAGAUGGUGGAAACGGAGAAGCAGAUUGGUAUCAUCCUGGAAUACGCCUCAGGAGGGGAGCUGUUCGACUAUAUUCUCAACCACCGAUACUUGAAGGACCCCGCUGCUCGACGGCUAUUUGCACAACUGGUUUCUGGUGUUGGGUAUUUGCACAAGAAAGGCAUUGUUCACCGAGAUCUGAAGCUGGAAAAUCUGCUGCUGGAUAAAAACCGGAACAUCAUCAUCACCGACUUUGGCUUUGCCAACACCUUCAAUCCCGACGAUGAAUUGGGAGAUGAGAUCGAGUACAACUUGUCGAGUAGGGAUUUCGUGAAGAGGAUGGAACUUGACAAAACAUUACCAGGUGGACAUCGAAGAGGUGACUUGAUGCAGACAAGCUGUGGAAGCCCCUGUUACGCAGCUCCAGAGCUUGUGGUCAGUGACUCUUUGUACACUGGCCGCAAGGUCGAUGUCUGGAGCUGUGGUGUGAUCUUGUAUGCUAUGCUCGCAGGCUACCUACCCUUUGAUGAUGAUCCAGCAAAUCCUGAAGGUGAUAACAUUAAUUUACUCUACAAGUACAUAGUCUCGACCCCCUUAACUUUCCCCGAAUAUGUCACGCCUCAUGCCCGGGAUCUGCUUCGCCGAAUCCUUGUUCCCGACCCCCGAAAACGUGCCGACCUGUUCGAGGUGGCCCGACAUAGCUGGUUAAGCGAAUACUCGCAUGUUGUCGGUUUUAUCACGAGCAGCACAACCACGGCUACGGACGUCGCUGCUGCAACCGUCACUGCAGACGACUCACAAGACGGACCAUUGCUUGCCAGAUCUGCAUCUGUCCGAGAACCUUCAAAGCCGCAGAAGCCAACAGCAGCAGUGGGGGAUCUCAGCAGGAAGCAUGGCAAUGUCGAUCAAGAUGCGGCAGAGUCAUACCCGAAGCCAAACAAAGACAACAAGCGGAGAACUGUGCAGGUGGAAUAUGUGGCUCCUCGAUCACAGACACAACGUGGAGAAGCAUCAGCGCCUGCUACCGCAGCACCUUCGGGUACUUCGAGGACAAGAGCACGUGCAGGAAGUCAAGGCCCGGUGGAGGUUCCUACAACCCAGCCAGCGCGGAGAGUCCUCUCAACAGAGAAGCCAUUGCCUCAAGAUCCUCCCAGAGAUGCUCAAUAUCAAGCCAGACGGCCAUCGAGCUCACGCCAACAACAAGGCAUGGCCCCUCCAUCCCGACCCGGACGAGAACCACCUCGGUCUGCUUCCGACGCUAACUACAUCCCAGCACACGCACCUCCUCCCGUCUCCAUUGCUCGACCGAAUACUGGUGGCUCGAUGACUUCGACUGGGAGCAGAUCAGGAUCUUUGGCUCUUGCAAACCGUGGAUCAUACAGCCAACCUGCCGCGCCAACUGUUGCUGGGACGAAUGCCCAAGGAAGAAUGUCACAACCAAAAAAUGCGAAGACCUACAAUAUCUCCGGGCCGAUCUCGCAAGAUGAGCAAUCUGACUUCGGAAGACCGAGUGCGAAUCAAGUCCCACCGAAGUUUGCAAGAGUUACUGGGUUGGAAGGUGCAAAUGCAUACGAGUCGAAGGGACAAGGCCACAAGAGAUCGAACACAAUCGGUGGAAUCUUCAGCAGGACAAACUCGAUAUUCGGAGGAAAGCGAAAUGCUGAAAAGUCCGAAGAGAAACCGAGGAAGUAUCCUCCGGUUAGCAUGACCAGCGGUGUCGGACAACAGGACACGCCAAGGCAGUCCAUGGAUUCUCGACGCUCGAUAUCCUUCGGCUUUGGCAAGAAGAGAAGCGGCAGCAUCACAGGCUCCCAAACCACAACUCUCCAAGAAAAGCCCCGAAGAUUUUCCCUCCUCCCUGCGUCCUUCUCACUGAAAGCAAUCGGCAUUGGCAAAGAAUAUGGUGCCCCAGGCGAACCUUCCGCGGAUGAGCACUAUGCAGACGAGCGAGGCAAUUAUCUCGAUCCCCCACAAAGUGCACCGCAAAACCAAAGCAGGAACAUCAGCGGCGUCACGGCAACUAUGCCUUACACAGCCGACGGCUCUUACGACCGCAACCGCGACAGCCCGAAACAGAGCCGCUCUAGAGGGCCAAAUAUCUCCACCCCAAUUCACCAACGCUACGCCUCCCAGCCAGUCUCUGAUCCUCGCUCCGGCGCACCACCGCAAUUUCUCCCACCCAUGAACUUCCGCCAAGACCAGUCUGCGUUAACCACCGAGUCCGAAUCCUCUCUCGUUGAUCUCCAGAACAGAAGACAACCAUAUUCUUCAGGGUUUAGCGAGUACGACGAUUCACGCAGACAAACUCACGGGCAGUCCUCGCGACGCGAACAACCAGGCGGACGAGGCGUGCUUGUCAAGAACAACCGCAAGUUCACGGAGGCGUACGAGCAGGAGGCUAAUAACGGAUAUGGACCUACACACUCAGAUCAUGCGGGGAGUAGUGGCGCUGCGAGGAAGGUGAUGGACUUCUUCCGCAGAAGAGGGAGAGAUCGCGGACAGUAA